Molecule: messenger RNA, 3567 nt
Organism: Diospyros lotus (date-plum)
Lineage: Eukaryota; Viridiplantae; Streptophyta; Magnoliopsida; Ericales; Ebenaceae
Product: pentatricopeptide repeat-containing protein At5g01110
Exons: 4
Coding region: 169-2388 (739 amino acids)
Molecular function (GO): protein binding
Source: RefSeq, a predicted model, not a curated record
ACCCUACCAAACACAGGGGCAAGGUUAAAGAAGCGCAGCAGGGAGAAACGUUUCAUCCACCAUCGUCACUGCGGCCGCUCGGAGCAAUUCCGAAUGAACGGCCGAGCGUUUAUCGUUUGUUAUGUAACAUAAGCAUAUUCAGCAAGCAAAGCCAUUAAUUACCUUGCAAUGGCAACGCAACGGCGGGAACUCCUUCAAACAUUUACCCUUAGAACCGCGUUUUCAGCUUCUAUUUCGAGCCUCAACUCCCGCGCCUGUCAGUUCAGAGCCACCCAAACGCUAGAAAUCCUCCCCAAUCAAACCCAUCCGUUGAAUGAAUUGCCGGUUUUAUCAACGCCGAUGUCUAUGUCGGAGUCCGCUAUGGUGGAAAAGAUGCUGUGGAGUCUAAAGCAAGGCAAGCCCAACUCUAGUCCUAAUUAUAUUGUUCAAUUAAGCCCCUCAAUUUUCGUUGAUGUUCUAUAUAGAUGCCGUGACAAUUUGCAAAUGGGCCAGAGAUUAAUUGAUUUAGUUAGUACUAAAAUUCCGGGAUUUAGGCACUCCUCACUAUCGCUGAGUGCCGCGAUUCAUGUGUUGGUGAGGAGCCGGAGGGUGUCCGAUGCCCAGGUUUUGAUUCUUCGGAUGGUUAGAAGGAGUGGGGUUUCUCGGGUCGAGAUUGUUGAUUCUCUAGUGUCAACUUAUCGAAAUUUUGAGUCGAAUUUAUUUGUCUUUGAUUUGUUGAUUAGGACUUACGUGCAAGCUAGGAAGUUGAGGGAAGCGGCUGAGGCGUUUCGGUUGUUGAGAAGGAGGAGGUUUCUUGCCCCUUUAAAUGCUUGUAAUAGUCUUCUUGGAGGGCUUGUCAAGGUUGGGUGGGUGGACUUGGCAUGGGAAGUAUACGGGGAAAUGCUUAGAAGUGGGAUUGAAGUGAAUGUUUAUACACUAAACAUCAUGGUAAAUGCAUUUUGUAAGGAUCGGAAAAUUGAGAAAGCAAAAAUGUUUCUUUCUGAAAUGGAAGAGAAAGGCAUUUUUCCAGAUACUGUGACAUAUAAUACUUUGAUUAAUGCGUAUAGUCGUGAAGGGCUUCUGGAAGAAGCUUUUGAGUUAAUGAACUCUUUGUCAAGCAAGGGGUUAAAACCAUGCCUGAUCACUUACAAUGCAAUAAUAGCUGGUUUGUGCAAGAAUGGAAAGUAUGAUAGAGCAAAGGAAAUUUUGGAUGAAAUGUUGCAGAUUGGGCUAAGCCCUGAUGUUACCACUUAUAACACAUUGCUUGUUGAGUGUUGUAGGAAAGACGAUAUGUUGUAUGCUGAAGGAAUUUUUGAUGAAAUGUUGUGUAGAAGCAUUGUUCCUGAUUUAAUCAGCUAUAGUUCACUUAUUGGGUUAUUUUUGAGGAAUGGGCAUCUUGAUCGAGCAUUAGAAUAUUUUAAGGGCAUGAAGAGUGAUGGCAUAGUUCCUGACAAUGUGAUUUAUACUAUUCUAAUUGGCGGGUUUUGCAAAACUGGAGCAAUGUUGGAAGCUUUGAAGAUACGAGAUGAAAUGAUCAAGCAUGGUUGCUUAAUGGAUGUCAUUACAUACAAUACUAUUUUGAAUGGAUUGUGCAAAGAGAAGAUGCUCCCCGAUGCUGAUAACCUUUUCAAUGAAAUGAUGGAAAGGGGUGUAUACCCUGAUUUUUGCACUUUCACAACACUUAUACAUGGAUACUGCAAGGAUGGGAAUAUGAACAAAUCCAUAAGUUUGUAUGGGUCAAUGCUUCAAAGGAAUCUCAAGCCAGAUGUUGUGACGUACAAUACUUUAAUUGAUGGGUUUUGCAAGGAAGGUGAAAUGGAGAGAGCUAAUGAACUAUGGGGUGAUAUGAUUGCUAGGAACAUCUUCCCUAAUCACAUUACAUACAGCAUUCUGAUCAAUGGACUUUGUAGUCAGGGUCGUGUCUCAGAUGCAUUUAGGUUGUGGGAUGAGAUGGUUGGAAAUGGUAUUGAGCCCACUGUUGUGACUUGUAACACAGUUAUAAAAGGUUAUUGCCGGUCGGGGGAUGCAGCAAAGGGGUAUGAAUUCCUCAGGAUCAUGACCUCCAAAGGAAUUGCCCCUGAUAGCAUUACUUACAACACUGUUAUACAUGGAUAUAUAAAACAAGGAAAUAUGGGCAAAGCUCUUGAAUUAGUGUAUAAAAUGGAAAAGAAAGGUCUAUUUCCUGAUGCUGUCACAUAUAAUGUGAUCUUGGAUGGUUUUUGUAGGGAAGGUAAAAUGCAAGAAGCAGAUUUGGUAUACAGGAAGAUGAUUGAGAGUGGUGUGAAUCCUGAUAGAUCCACCUAUAUAUCAUUAAUAAAUGGACAUGUGACACAAGACAAUUUGAAGGAAGCAUAUCGAUUCCAUGAUGAAAUGCUGCAGAGAGGUUUUGUGCCCGAUGAUAAAUUUUGAUUAUCUCAUUCUUGUGGGGAUUACAAGCAAACAAGUAGCAUGCUGAUAAACCUAUUCACUCGAGUGUUGGACCUGCUUGACUGAUAAGGUGGGAUUUAUAAUGUGAAGUCUUCUGUCAGAUUUACCUCAUAGAACUGUGUGCUUCACUUAGGAGUCAUAUCUUCCUUUGCACUUUCUGCUUGUGAUAGCUCCAAAGAGAUUAAGGAGAUAAGAUUCAUAUCUUUUUUCUCUUAGAGAGGCAUUUGAGUAAUCAUUUAAAUCAGUGCACCAGGCUAAAUUGCAGAAUACUAUAUAAUUUUGUGAGCACUCCUGAGGUCACACCAAUCCAAGUGUGUGUUGCAUUUUACCCUGGAAGAGGCUUGGAGUGGUUACAUGAUGUAUCAGGAGAGACAAAAGAUAGAGCUGGAUGACAGAUGCGGGGAAAUCAUAUUCAUGGGAUAUAAGGAAUGAAAAUUUGGGGUAUUAUUGAGGACUAUCUUACUCAGUUGCGGUUCAUGAGGUCACACCAAUCCAAGAGCGUGUUGCAUUUUACUCUGGAAGAGGCUUGGAGUGGUUACAUGAUGCAUCAGGAGAGACAAAAGAUAGAGCUGGAUGACAGAUGUGGGGAAAUCAUAUUCAUCGGAUAUAAGGAAUGAAAAUUUGGGGUAUUAUUGAGGACUAUCUUACUCAGUUGCGGUUCACGAGGUUUGGACAGUGCUAUUUGGUCCUACUUCAUAGUCUUAAAAGGGUAAUUUUACGUGUGAAAUAAGACCAAAUAUUUCAUGGAAUAGGACUGUCAUUUAAGAUUGUGAAAUAAGACAGACCGAAUAUUAGAUGGAACGCCGAUAUUUGGGUUGGGAAUUUGGGUGGAAUAAUCAUUCCGAAUGCUUUGAUAAUGCCCAAUCAAAUGAAGAAAAUGGGAUUUUAACCAAGACUGUUGAGGUUGAAGAUUGAAGUCAUUAAGCUAAAGAAGAUAUAUGCUUUGAGCAUGACAAACUUUGGAUUUAAGGUUGAAAGUUGAUGAUAAUCUAAAUAUUGUUAUUAUUUUAACUGAUUAUGUUUGUAUAAUCAUUUAUUUAUGGAUAUGCCGCCUUGUCUUACAUUUGAAUGUAGUUUUAACAUCAAUAAGUAAGCUUAUUAACAUUGACAAAAAUUGUUACAUGCAGAAUUCAUAGAGAUUAGAGACUCGUAUUGUCUUUU